GGGCAAUGCUUCGCGGCGCUAGAAACACAACUGAAGAACGCACACCAGAACGCAGUCCAGAACGCAGUCCACCGAAGGGAGAAUCUAAGCGAGGAGAGGCAGAACCUACGAGGGAACCAGAACCUUAGAACGUUUGAAAGCGCAGGAGUUUGAAAAUCACUAUCUGUUGUAGUUCUCUGCAGCUAUACUCUAGAGGGCUCCUUCUAGAAGUACAAGUAGUUACAGGAUUGACCUAGAGAGGGCUCCACUGGUGGAAGCAUUAUAGUUGAUUACGUUUGUUGAUCUUUAUAUGUAAGGGUUUUGCUGGAAGUACCCAUUGAGAAAGAUAUUUGCUGC
This is a messenger RNA of Amoebophrya sp. A25, 336 nucleotides long. Lineage: Eukaryota; Dinophyceae; Syndiniales; Amoebophryaceae. The record is from the annotation of a GenBank genome assembly.